ACCGCACAUGGCAUCCUAGCCAUCUCGCCAUCGCUCCAUUCUCCACUAGACUCUUAGAGUAGACAGACAGACAGACCUGCAAAAUGAGCGCUGCUGGCAGUCUCUCCCUCGCGCCCGUGUCCCAGCCCCAUGUGCUGACCAUCGCUGGCAGCGACUCUGGUGGCGGCGCUGGUAUCCAGGCAGACCUCAAGACCAUCGCCGCGCUCGGCGGCUACGGCUCGAGCGUCAUCACGGCGCUCACGGCCCAGAACACGCUCGGCGUGCAGGGCGUGCACCAUGUGCCUGCCGACUUUGUGAUCAAGCAGCUCGACUCGCUCUUCUCCGACGACCUGCGCCCCGACGCGAUCAAGUUUGGCAUGCUUGCGCAGGCUGACACGAUCUCGGCCCUCGCCAAGUUCUUCGCGGAGCUCGGCGACGCCAAGCCCUUCUUGGUGCUCGACCCUGUCAUGGUCUCGACGUCGGGUCACACGCUGCUGCCCGACAGUGCGACGCGCGCGCUGGUUGACGAGCUCCUCCCGCUCGUGAGCCUCGCGACGCCCAACAUCCCCGAGGCGGUCGUGAUCGCCUCGUCGAAGGGCGAGGCGCUGCAGCAGCCCAAGACGCUCGAUGACCUCGUCGCCCUCGCUGCCGCACUGAGGGAACGCACAAAGGUCCCCUCGGUCCUCCUCAAGGGCGGCCACCUCAGUCUCCCCCGCAAGGACGUGACCGCCACUGCCAAGGCGCGCGGCCUCUCGGUGCACUGGGACGCGUCGGGUGAGAUCAACGAGGACGACGGUGUCGAUGUCGAGGUCAUCUCAGACUGGCUCGUGUCCGAGGGCCUUGCCGCUGCCUCGCCAGACGUCAUUGUCGACAUCCUUGUCGAUGCGGCCGGCACGCGCCUGUUCGUCGGCACCAAGGUCGAGAGCAGCUCCACCCACGGCACGGGCUGCACGCUGUCCGCUGCGCUUGCUUCAAGCUACGCGCUCGAGACCAGGCGGAACGGCAAGGCGGCCGCUACCAUCUCGACCGAGGCGGUGGGCCAGGCGAUCGAGUACACGCAGGGUGCUAUCGCCGCGGCUUUCCCCCUCGGACGCGGACACGGCCCGCUCAACCACUCGUACCUGCAGUCCCAGCGGACCAUCCCUCAGCCAUCGGCACACAACCCCACGCCGUUCAUCUCGUACCUCAUCCGCUCGUGCCCCGAUAUGUGGCGCCAGUACGUUCGCCACCCGUUCGUGGACCAGAUCGGCAAGGGAACCCUCCCGCUGCCCGCGUUCAAGCACUACAUCGUGCAGGACUACCACUACCUGCGCCACUACGCCAGAGCGCACGGUCUCGGCGCGUACAAGUCGACCGACAUGGAGUCGAUCAAGGCGUUUGCCGAGAUUGCUCUCCACAUUGCCGCCGAGUCGACCAUGCACGUUGCCAUGUGCGAGAAGUUUGGCGUUACCCCCGAGGAGCUGCACUCUGCACCCGAGUCGGCCGCGUCGGCGGCCUACUCGCGGUUCAUCCUCGACAUCGGCACGCAGGGCGACGUGCUGGACCUGUACGUGGCUGUCGCGUCCUGUCUCAUCGGCUACGGCGAGGUCGGGCUGUGGCUCCAGCGUCGCCUGCAGACAGGGCAGGCGACGCUCGAGAACAACCCGUAUGCGCGCUGGAUCAGCGACUACUCGGGAGGCGAGUACAUUGGCGCCGUGCGCCGCGGUAUCUCCAACCUCGAGCGCCGCAUCGCCGCCGACCCCCCCACGCCCGCACGCCUCGCUCGCCUCACUGGUAUCUGGCAGGAGGUUGUUCGCCUGGAGCGUGACUUCUGGCAGAUGGGCCUCGACCAGAGCUGGUAACCGAUCUUGGUAUCAAACAAAAACAAAACAAAACAAAAUAGAUGACUAUGUAUGCACUCAUAAU
Messenger RNA from Vanrija pseudolonga, 1884 nucleotides. It is a transcript of the gene SPBP8B7.18c, whose product is annotated as Putative hydroxymethylpyrimidine/phosphomethylpyrimidine kinase 2. Lineage: Eukaryota; Fungi; Basidiomycota; Tremellomycetes; Trichosporonales; Trichosporonaceae. Bases 84 to 1820 code for a protein of 578 amino acids. Gene Ontology annotation, molecular function: phosphomethylpyrimidine kinase activity; hydroxymethylpyrimidine kinase activity; thiaminase activity. The transcript has 7 exons. Gene Ontology annotation, cellular component: cytosol. Gene Ontology annotation, biological process: thiamine biosynthetic process. The record is from RefSeq and is a predicted model, not a curated record.